UUCUUCUCAUCUCACCCAAAAAAAAAAAAAAAAAAAACAACGUCGCAGCCCUCCCUUCCCUUCCCUUCCCUUCCUCGCGUCGCGUCCUCCUCUUCCCGAUUUCCCCAGCAUUGAUUUCUCACCCUCCCCACCCAGCCGCCCGCCCCCAACCAUCCCCAAAUCUCUCUAGCAGCAAAGGGAGGUCCGGAACCUUCUCGCCCGGCCUAGGGUUUGGGUUGGCGCCGGGCAUGGCGUACGUGGACCACGCCUUCUCCAUCUCCGACGAGGACGACCUCGUAGGCGGCGCCAUCGGGGGCCCGCGCGGGGCGCCUGUCAAGGAGAUCGCCUUCGCCGCCGCGCUGCUCGCGUUCGGGGCGCUCGGCGCCAUCGGUGGCCUGCUAAUGGCCGUCAACCGCGUCGGAGGGGACCGCGCGCACGGAAUUUUCUUCAUGAUGUUGGGCAUUGUAAUGUUCAUCCCUGGGUUCUACUACACAAGAAUCGCCUACUAUGCUUACAAAGGUUACAAGGGUUUCUCGUUUUCGAACAUCCCACCGAUCUGAAGGGGUGUGCUGUCUGCUGGGUUAUGAAGUGGUGUCGCUGGUUAAUUGAGUUCAUCGACUCUGUCGAAUAGCUCUGUAGACACCCUUGUUCCACAUCUUUCUGUGUCCAUUCUCUUUGAACACCGUAGAAUGAGCUGGUGGAUGUGUACAGAUAAAUCCAGCCGUAGUUGUGCUCCAUUGCGGUUUGGCCGAUUGGAAGGUUGUUUGUUGUGUUAGUGUGAACAUGUUCAACUGAUAUACAUUGCUACUUGUGAAUUACUGUCGCUUUUGCCAGGGACCUUAAAUCAUUCUAUAAGAAUAAGAUCUCGUCGUUCCAACUGUGAAGA
Sorghum bicolor (sorghum) is the source of this 865-nucleotide messenger RNA. Its product is annotated as transmembrane protein 230. NCBI's taxonomy places the organism in Eukaryota, Viridiplantae, Streptophyta, Magnoliopsida, Poales, Poaceae. The record is from RefSeq and is a predicted model, not a curated record. The coding region runs from base 228 to 539 and encodes 103 amino acids. The transcript is spliced from 2 exons. Gene Ontology annotation, cellular component: endomembrane system.